AUGGAUUCUGAAAAUAGUUUUUCACGAAUUGCUCCUCCUAUUUUUUAUGGUGAGAAUUAUCAACUAUGGGCGGUAAGAAUGGAGACCUACUUGAAGGCUCUUGAUCUUUGGGAAGCCGUGGAAGAGGAUUAUGAAAUUAAUCCGCUGCCAAAUAAUUCCACCGUGGCCCAGAUCAAGAGUCAGAAGGAAAAGAAAACCAUUAAGUCGAAGGCAAAAGCAACUUUGUUUGCUGUUGUUUCGACAACUGUUUUCACGAAAAUCAUGACUCUCACAUCACCAAAAGAUAUUUGCAAUUAUCUGAAGAAAGAAUAUGUUGGAGAUGAAAGAAUACGAGGAAUGAAGGUAUUAAAUUUAAUGAGGGAAUUCGAAUUGCAGAGAAUGAAAGAGUCAGAAACAGUUAAGGAAUAUUCUGACAGAUUGCUUGGUAUUGUCAACAAGGUAAGAUUACUAGGCACUGAAUUUAAAGAUACAAGAAUUGUUGAAAAAGUUCUUGUUACAGUACCCGAAAGAUAUGAAGCAUGUAUAACUACCUUGGAAAACACACAAGAUCUGUCCAAAAUUACCUUGGCAGAAUUGUUAAAUUCUUUGCAGGUUCAGGAACAAAGGAGACUUAUGAGGCAAAAUGACAUGGUUGAAGGAGCAUUAGUAGCCAGCCACAAAACUCAAAGCAAGGGUAAAUUUUUGAAAAAUUACCCACCUUGUCAGCACUGUGGAAAAAAUAGGCAUCCUCCAUAUAAAUGUUGGAAAAGACUAGAUGCACAAUGCAAGAACUGCAAACAACUUGGUCAUGAAGCUGUGAUUUGCAAAAGCAAAUUUCAAACAGAUGAAACAGUUGCCCAAGUCACUACUGAAGAAGAAGAAGAAGACCACUUAUUUGUGGCACAUGUUUUUCAACCAAAAAAUCUUAUUUUUGGAUGA
This is a messenger RNA of Solanum verrucosum, 918 nucleotides long. RefSeq lists its product as uncharacterized. The record is from RefSeq and is a predicted model, not a curated record. Lineage: Eukaryota; Viridiplantae; Streptophyta; Magnoliopsida; Solanales; Solanaceae. Gene Ontology annotation, molecular function: zinc ion binding; nucleic acid binding. The transcript has a single exon. The coding region runs from base 1 to 918 and encodes 305 amino acids.